AUGUGGAGGCCUUCUGUUUUCCUGUCCUCCCAUCCAGAGGCUGCCCUCCUCCGAGGAGGCUCCAGUCGCUGCCUCAGCUGUCGAUUCCAACUUCGCAAUGCCGUCGCCGCCGCUCGCCCAAGACCUGCUCUUCGAUACUAUGCCAGCAACAGCAACGGCAACGAUGCGAGCAAACCCUCAACCACCAAACCCCCAAGCCCCGAAAAGGUUCAAUUCAAACAGAACGCUCCCCCCUCCUCUCCUUCCGCCCCCGAACCCGGCGAUGAAGACUUCACGCCGCCGACCCUAGACCGACCCAUUGGGACCAUCAUCCCGCCGGAAGAGGGCCAGAACUCGGGUAUUGACUCGCGCAGCAUGCGACAGCGACGAGAUGAUUUCGUGAACUAUGACCGACAUCUUGAGCGACGGAAAGAACUAACCCGACAAGUCGCCAAACCCUACUUCCGCGAAUGGUCGAACAUGCGCCACCACGAGGGCAAGACAUUCCGAUCCAACACACGGCUCUUCAAGCGCGACAAGGCCCUCUACUUCCCCAACCUCAGCGGCAUCACGCUCGCCUCGCCCAAAGAACCCCAAGACACGAGCGCGCUCCUCCGCGGCAAAGUCAGCGUUGUGAACCUGUUCUCCAGCGUGUGGGCCGAAUCGCAAGUCGCGACCUUCACGGGCCCCGAGCAGAACCCGGGUCUCUACGAGGCGUUCCAGACGGCAAGUCCGCUCGUGCAGAAGGUCGAUAUCAACGUGGAGGAGAACGCGCUGAAGGCGUGGCUGGUCCGCAUGUUCAUGUUCCGGAUGCGCGCUAAGCUGGACGCCGCGCAACAUCCGCGGUGGUUUAUGGUGCGGAAGGGCCUGACGGAGGGGCUGAGGGAGUCGAUUGGCAUGAUGAAUAGUAAGGUGGGGUAUGUUUAUCUGCUGGACGAGAACUGCCGGAUUCGCUGGGCGGGCAGCGGUCCGGCCGAGCCGGAGGAACUGGAGGCGCUCAAUAAUGGCGUGCGCAAGCUGAUCCAGGAGAAGAAGAUCAGUAUGGAAUCGGAGCUGCCGGCUCAGGAGUGGGAGGCUAGGACGGGUCACGAUGACUCGGCUAGUCUGAAGCCCAGAGUGGUUAUGAAGCCGUGA
Molecule: messenger RNA, 1113 nt
Organism: Aspergillus melleus
Lineage: Eukaryota; Fungi; Ascomycota; Eurotiomycetes; Eurotiales; Aspergillaceae
Gene: ATP10
Product: mitochondrial ATPase complex subunit ATP10
Exons: 2
Coding region: 1-1113 (370 amino acids)
Biological process (GO): mitochondrial proton-transporting ATP synthase complex assembly
Cellular component (GO): mitochondrial inner membrane
Source: RefSeq, a predicted model, not a curated record